AUGUGUCCAGGUCUUUCAGUCUCUGAUUUGUGCGGCCUUAUAAUGAUGUCUGGAGCGUGCAUCUGUUUAACCCCCGCUGUCGUUGACUCAGAUUUACCAUUCGAGAGCCUUGACGUCCUUUACCUGGUAUUUGCGAUGCCACGCUUUGCUUUCAGCCGUGUCAGCAGCUGCAUCACCGCCAUGAUUACCCUAGAAAGAUGCUUGAGUAUUGUGGCACCUUUAAAG
Molecule: messenger RNA, 225 nt
Organism: Candidula unifasciata
Lineage: Eukaryota; Metazoa; Mollusca; Gastropoda; Stylommatophora; Geomitridae
Source: the annotation of a GenBank genome assembly